This is a messenger RNA of Coprinopsis cinerea okayama7#130, 1095 nucleotides long. Its product is annotated as para-hydroxybenzoate-polyprenyltransferase. Gene Ontology annotation, biological process: ubiquinone biosynthetic process. The record is from RefSeq and is a predicted model, not a curated record. The transcript has 5 exons. Gene Ontology annotation, cellular component: mitochondrial inner membrane. The coding region runs from base 1 to 1095 and encodes 364 amino acids. Gene Ontology annotation, molecular function: 4-hydroxybenzoate polyprenyltransferase activity. Lineage: Eukaryota; Fungi; Basidiomycota; Agaricomycetes; Agaricales; Psathyrellaceae.
AUGUUGCCUUUCUCCCGAGUCCCAACAUCGCAGCUGGGCCUCCUCAGAGGUUCCCUCGCAUCGCGCUACAGCUGUCGCGCUACCCCACACGUUCUGCGCAGACCAUGGCCAACAACCAGUGUCUACAAGGCCUUCGGCGUCGUUCGACUCUCGAGCACGACCAGCACCGGCAUCGAGCCCGUCAAAAAGACUUGGAUCGACUCGCUACCACCUAAAGUGCGACCAUACCUGUAUUUGACGCGAAUAGACAAACCAAUUGGAACCCUUUUGCUAUUCUGGCCGUGUACGUGGUCAAUCGCAAUGGCUUCAUACGCGCUUCACUUGCCUCCGAGCGUCCCAUUGACCUACAUCAGCCUAUGCGGCAUCGGCGCUCUUGUUAUGCGUGGAGCAGGAUGCACAAUAAACGACAUGUGGGACAAGAACUUGGACAAGUCUGUCGCUAGGACAAAGGAAAGGCCACUUGCGAGGGGUGAUUUGACGCGGAAGGAUGCCUUCAUCUUCUUGGGGGGACAAUUGGGUCUCGGGUUGGCUGUUCUUCUUCAAUUUAACUGGUAUAGCAUCUUGCUUGGCGCGUCCUCCCUUUCCCUGGUCACCAUCUACCCUUUUAUGAAACGUGUGACCCACUGGCCACAAGCAGUCCUUGGCCUCGCGUUCAAUUGGGGAGCCCUUCUGGGCUGGUCAGCGGUAGCCGGUACGGUCGACUGGGCAGUCUGCCUUCCUCUUUAUGCGGGGGGUGUCUGCUGGACGCUCGUGUACGAUAGCAUUUAUGCCCACCAAGACAAGCUCGAUGAUGUCCAUGCCGGUAUCAAGAGCACAGCCCUCCUUUUCGCAGACAAGACCAGAUCUAUUCUCACCGGCCUUUCCUUGUCUUCAAUGUCCCUCGUGUCCUAUGCCGGAUAUUUGAAUCACCAGACGGAGCCUUUUUACGCUGGCGUUGCUCUUGGAUUGGCACAAUUGGGCAGAAUCCUGUAUCGGACGGAUUUCGAGGACAGGAAGAGCUGCUGGGAAGGAUUCGCAAGUAGCGGUUGGGUUGGAUUUUGGAUUUGGGCUGGCGCGAUGGCGGACUAUGGACUUUCCUUGGUCGCACUCGGCUAG